This is a messenger RNA of Daktulosphaira vitifoliae (grape phylloxera), 2937 nucleotides long. RefSeq names its product tyrosine kinase receptor Cad96Ca (gene Cad96Ca). Gene Ontology annotation, biological process: cell surface receptor protein tyrosine kinase signaling pathway; multicellular organism development; protein phosphorylation. Gene Ontology annotation, cellular component: membrane; signaling receptor complex. Gene Ontology annotation, molecular function: ATP binding; calcium ion binding; transmembrane receptor protein tyrosine kinase activity. The coding region runs from base 358 to 2388 and encodes 676 amino acids. The transcript is spliced from 7 exons. NCBI's taxonomy places the organism in Eukaryota, Metazoa, Arthropoda, Insecta, Hemiptera, Phylloxeridae. The record is from RefSeq and is a predicted model, not a curated record.
AUAACUAAGCACGUAUAACGGCAGCAGCCGUAAUCAUUGCCGCAGCCAUUCCUGUUUGGUUAGUGCUUGGUAAUAUCGUGAAACGCGCAGUAGUGUAGUUCAUCGCUUUAUAGUUCUUUAUUCAAUAUGGCCGACAUACCGCGAUACGACCAACGAUAGUGCACUAAACCUUCGCGAUUAUUGAGUGUGUGCUUAAAUUCAUGUACUGGAGUAUCUUACCAAAAUAGUGUAAAAGACAAAUGUACUUUCAGAGAUUUUAACGGUCGUCUACAUUCCGUGUGAACUGAUUACGUGUGUACCCGUUAUGGUGUGCUCGAAGAAUUGCAGCUCGAUACGGGAAUAUUGUAAGGCAAUGCGAUGAGGAACACUGUUGUCACAGCGACUACGGUUAAAUGGAUACCGGCAAUUAUCAUCUUUUCUGUAGUGGUCUUCUCUAAGACAUGUCUCUGUGAUUUAUCCAGUGGUAGUCCACCAAUAAUAUGGGUUGACCGUAAUUGGGUGGUGGACUCAACAGCUCCUAUAGGAACCGUUGUGGCCCGUGUACGUGUUUCAGACAGUGGUAGUGAAACUUUACAAUUUGGCUUAGAACAUUCAACGGGAUUCAACAUCAUCCAAGAAAAUGAAGAACCGUUGCCAUUUGUCAUUGACAACAAUGGGAAAGUGACCACCAAUACUUCUUUGACCAAUAAGGAAGGAAAAAAUAUUUAUUUAUUUGUGACGGUAAAUAACGGAGCUUUAACAUCAAAAACACAAGUGUGGGCUAAAAUUGAAGGACCAGGAAGUGGUGGGAAAAAAAAUAAUAAUCAACCAACCAACUUUUUGUCAUCACAGUUUCGACCGCCUCCUCCAAUAAAUGGAGGUUUUCCAGUAAAUAUACCCUCACAAAAUAAACCUCCUCCUCCAAGUCCUUCUAGAACGACUCCGCCUAGGUUAACGGCAAUUACAUCGUCAACUACUAAAGUUCCUACGACACAGAAGACGUCUGUUGCCACACAAACUUCUGUAUCAACCCAAACAUCUAUUUCUGAUGAAACGACUCCGACUUUGGUUAUAACAACUACACCUAGUAUUUCAUCAAUUGACCAACAAUCAAAGGAUACAUUAAAAAAGUUAACUGAUGCAGUUCUCACUCCACCAACUGUUACUACUCAAGAGCCAGUUCAAAGCAAUUUUAUUCUUGCGCUUGUUCCAAUAGUUGUUGCAACUAUUUUCUUAACAGCUGCUGGUGUAGUAGCCUGUAUGUUUCGUAAAAGACUGUUCACGACCAAAGUCAAAACUAAAAAAGCAAAUUCCAUCGCUAAAAUAAAUAGUUCAAGAUCAGAUGAUCCUAUGGUUUUGCACCACUGGAGUGGGCCUAGGGCUUUCACUAGGUAUGAAAGCUGGGGUUCUGAUCCAGGUCACGGUCAAUACAACAAAGACACGGGGCUCAAAGAUGGUGUCUCUGACGAUCCAUGGGAAAUUCCAAGACAUCAUAUAAAAGUGUGCUCAAUACUGGGAGAAGGUAGUUUCGGUCAAGUAUGGAAGUGCGAAGCAUACAACAUUAAUGGAUGCAAAAGUAACACUAUUGUAGCUGUCAAAACACUUAAAGAUAAUGCAGGUGAACGUGAAAGGCUCGAUCUAGUACAAGAACUUCAAGUUAUGAAAUCAUUAGAACCUCAUCCUCAUGUUGUAAAACUUUUAGGGUGCUGUUCUGAAAGAGAACCAUUGUUCGUUAUUAUGGAAUAUGCAAAACUUGGUAAACUCCAAAGCGUGCUGAGAAAUUCCCGUGGCGUUACUUAUUACACAAACACACAUGGAUCGAGUAUAUUAACAUCACACGAACUCAUCAUGUUCUGUUAUCAGAUCGCUAAAGGAAUGGAUUUCUUGUCUUCAAAAGGGAUUAUACACCGAGAUUUAGCAGCAAGGAACAUUUUAGUUACUGAAGAUAGAACAUGUAAAAUAUCAGACUUUGGUUUUGCUAGAGACGUUGCAUCGAGUCGAGUAUACGAACGUAAGUCGGAGGGCCGAUUACCUAUCAGAUGGAUGGCACCCGAGUCGCUUUUUGACAACAUGUAUUCAGCUAAGUCAGAUGUUUGGUCUUUCGGAGUGCUCAUGUGGGAGAUUGUGACACUAGGAUCAACACCAUAUCCAGGUAUGGCUGCUGCUGACGUUAUGAAGCGUAUCAGGGAUGGUUACCGGUUAGAAAAACCACAACACUGUCGACGUGAAGUAUACAACAUAAUGUUCUAUUGCUGGGACAAGUGUGCAGACGAGAGGCCAGAUUUCCACGAGUUACUUGAUCUACUCGAUAAACUCUUGAUCACUGAAACAGACUACAUUCAACUGGACAGGUUUCCGGAUAACGCGUACUACAAUAUCACGACGUGUAUAAGUGGCGAACGACUGUAAAAAAAUUAUAUUUAUUAUGAUUGACAACGAUAUACUUUUAAUAACAACAAUUGUACAGCAAGUAUUUAACAAGAAAAAAAUACUCUAUAAUAGUUGUUUUUGCAUUAAAACAGUUAUAUAUAUGUACUACCUAGCUAUACUGUGUAUUUUUUUAUGCCAAAAUGUUUUGUAUUUAUGUCAAUAAUUUGUAAAUAUUGAAAUGUAUUAAACAUAAAUCAAAUGUACAAAAUUUUAUAUAUUAAACCUACACAAUUGUAGCUACAUAGAUUUAUAAAACUAUCAUUAUGAUUAAUUUAUUAUUUAUGCUUGGUACCUUUUAUAUAUUUUUAAAAAACAAUGUAUAGCUCAUAUUUUAUUUGUAAUUAAAUAGUAAGUCACUAGUCUUUUUUGAUCAUUUGUAAUGAUCGUGUGCCUUUUUAUUUAUGCUAAGUUUUUUAACUAUGAUUUCAUUUAUUGUAAUAAAUUGUUAGAAUUAUUGUACUAUAUAAUUGUAUUAUAUAUAUAUUAUUAGAUAAUAUAAAACGGUUUAAUACCAAAUACAUACAUGUA